AGCCGGGGAGCGCCGCGCUCUCCCUCCCAAACUUUGAUGAUGACCAUGACUACGAUGGCUGACGGGCUGGACGCGCAAGACUCCUCGAAAUCCGCCUUCAUGGAGUUCGGGCAGCAGCAGCCGCCGCCGCCGCAGCCGCCGCCGCCGCCCCACUCCCAGCAGAGCUCGCCGGCCAUGGCCGGCGCCCACUACCCGCUGCACUGCCUGCACUCCGCCGCCGGCUCGCAUCCGCACCACCAGCAUCACCACCACAGCUCGCCCUACUCCGGCACCGCCGGCUCCUACAACCACCGUUCGCUGGCCGCCUACCCCUACGUGAGCCACUCGCAGCACAGCCCGUACCUCCAGUCCUACCACAACAGCAGCGCGGCCAGCCAGACGCGGGCAGACGACUCAGAUCAGCAGAAAACCACAGUGAUUGAAAACGGUGAAAUCAGAUUCAAUGGAAAAGGGAAAAAGAUUCGGAAACCUCGAACCAUUUACUCUAGUCUACAACUCCAGGCUUUAAACCACCGCUUUCAGCAGACUCAGUACCUGGCACUUCCAGAGAGAGCUGAGCUGGCAGCUUCAUUAGGACUUACCCAGACACAGGUGAAGAUCUGGUUUCAGAACAAGCGCUCCAAAUUCAAGAAGCUGCUGAAGCAGGGCAGCAACCCCCACGAGAGCGACCCCCUGCCCGGCUCCGCCGCCCUCUCCCCGCGCUCUCCGGCUCUGCCUCCGGUCUGGGACGUUUCAGCUUCUGCCAAGGGAGUCAAUAUGCCUCCCAGCAGCUACAUGCCUGGCUAUUCUCACUGGUAUUCUUCUCCACAUCAAGACACAAUGCAGAGACCACAAAUGAUGUGAAUUGUCCAAGAGAAAUAAUCUCCCAAGAACGCCUCGUCUCGACAUGGCAAGAAGUUCCCCUGCUUUGCCAAGCCGUGCCAGCUAACAGGCUCUGUGUGAACUUGUAGAUGCGGCAAAGAGACAGAGUGGCUUCAUUUUCUUUUAUUUUUUUCUUUUUCUUUUUUUUUUUUAAAGUAACCUCAGCGAUUGAUCUCGAACAGAAAGACACAAUUUUCAUUCUGGCGCACAGAAGACACUUCUCUUUAGGAUAUUUUCCUUUGGACUCCAGGGCACCAGCCUCUUUCUCUGUGGAGUAUACGUCAAAACAAACUUUUUACAGACUUCGCCCACAAGAAGAACCUGAAUCUACCAUGGCAGCCGUUUUUACUUGUUUAAUGAGCUAAAGACAUUACAUGAUGAAAGAGGGACUGGUCAAAGCUCCUUCAUUUUUAUUCACCAAAUCAGUACUGGGGGAAAAAAAAUUCAAAGAGAGAAGAAGGGAUUAAAAAAAUGAAGAAGGGAAGAAAGGAUAACUGGUUGAAAAAUGAAAACAUACUGUAAGAUUAGAACAUUACCACGAAGCAAAACCUGCAUGCUUUCUCAAAAUGCAACGGGCUGCGGCUCCGAAGAAACCACUGUCUCUCCCGCCAAGAGCCCCCUCACCCGCGCACACACACCCGCACACAGCCGGACAGACUCCCGGAGACGAGCAGGACGGACAGAGCGAGGGAUCCGCGGCAGGACUCGCCGCGGCGGCAAGGCAGGAAGGUUCAGCGCUGCCCGCCGGCAGCCUCACCCCUGAGAGAGAGGGACCUUCCCCCCGAGCAACCUUUCUGUAUAUAUUGUUGAAUUUUAGUUGUACAUAUACUUUGUAUGGUUUUGUCUCCUUUCAUAUAUAGAGUAAAAGCCA
Molecule: messenger RNA, 1732 nt
Organism: Melopsittacus undulatus (budgerigar)
Lineage: Eukaryota; Metazoa; Chordata; Aves; Psittaciformes; Psittaculidae
Gene: DLX6
Product: distal-less homeobox 6
Exons: 3
Coding region: 37-843 (268 amino acids)
Biological process (GO): negative regulation of transcription by RNA polymerase II; cell differentiation; embryo development
Molecular function (GO): RNA polymerase II cis-regulatory region sequence-specific DNA binding; DNA-binding transcription factor activity, RNA polymerase II-specific
Source: RefSeq, a predicted model, not a curated record